AUGGCCGAGGAGCUUGAUGGUGCUUUCCGUGAAGUGGCAGAUCAGGGUGAAGACAACCUACCAAAUCAGCCACCUCCAGAGGAGCUUUCCAGGAAGGCUGUGGAGAAUAGGCUGAGGCGUGUCAUGAAACCCCGGGCCGAUGGUUCCCUUUUGAUCCCUCCAGAGAUUGUUGCACAGUACAAGGAUUUGUCCACAAGAGACCAGGUCAUGGCGCUGUUUGAGAAGAAGUCGAAGUACGGAGAAGGAACGCUCUACUGGGUGGAGAAGAAAAUCAAGGGCAAUCAGAAGCGAACACGCCGUUCCAUGUUCGAACAGAUGAUCGAAAGCGAACUUGAUGAAGAGCAGGAGCUGCCAUCAGUAGAUGGCCCCGGUCUGGACUUUCCAGAUGCCCCAGCUGCGUCAAAGAGCUUUGCAGCACCGACGCCAGCGAGCGCUGGAGGUCCUGACGAGUCCGAGGAUGACUUCUCCGAGGACGAGGGGGAAGAUGAGCAAGAGGCAGUGAUGAAAAGCAUCAAGUUUCCAGAGGUGGAGGGUAGCAAAAUUGCUUCGUCAGCCCCGUUGAAAUCAAAGAUGGACGAAAUUCUCAAGAAGUUGCAAGCUGCGGAAGAUGCUGUCAACACAGAGUACGGCAAUGGGAUUUCCAAUGGCUUCUCGAAAGAGUCCAACACGCCCACGGCAGGAGGAAGAGGUGACGAUCAGCUGUUUGAAUGCAUGGCUGAGGCUCUCGGUGAAGGGGCGCGGGCCCCGGCCAUGCAACGACCACUUCAGAAGGUCACUGCUACGCACGUGAAGCGUGUCAUUAGCGGUGGGGAGCGCAAAGCUAUUAACGCUGAAAGGGAUUGCCAGCGGAAAUUUCGGAAGAAAGGCUUGACUGUGCCAGUGCCAAUUCAGGCAAUCAAACAUGAAAUUGAUAAGAACUUUCUUUGCACACAUUGGGUGAAAGUUUCUGAUUGGAUGAAAUAUUUGCUAAGUACAUUCCCCGGGGUCCUUGGAAGUCCCACAGUGGGCUUGGAAUCCCAGUGCUGGGCAUUCUGGUCUAUGUUCAAGUACAAGAACCCUGAUCACUGCAUAUACAAGUCUGGAAAGAAUUUGGCACGUUGUCUCCCACUCAACUUGUACGGGGACGAAGGACGAGGGCCAAAAAGGGCAUUGUUUUUGGAGAUGUCUUGCGAGACGGCCUUCGGAAUUUUUCCGCACAAAGGUGGCUGCAGCUGCAACGCAGAACUUCAAAAAGUUCCCACAUCUGCGAUCCCGCACUGUGUGGCCGAUAGUUUUGGACCAGAAGUUGCAGUUGCAGAGGGGUUGUCUACGAAUCUGAAGGGGCACUCCUACUUGACCAAACAUUUGAUUUUUGGCCUCCCAUCGUACCUCUACAAGGAACACGAAGCAAUUCUGCAGAAGCACUUGCAGCUUCUGUCGGAAGACAUGUGCCAUCUGUAUGAGACUGGAAUACAGCUGGGCGAAUCCCUGUGGCACGGAGUUUUGAUAGGGGUAAAAGGAGACAUGAAGUUCCACGCAGAAACCUGCUGCCGCUUUGACCGUUACCAUGCGAACCUUGGAAAGAUAGCUGAUCUCAUGAUGUGCCCCUUUUGCCACGCAGGGCAGCAAGGCAUGCCGUUUGAGGAGCUGGACGACACACCCCUCUGGACCAACAGCAUGUUUGCCACCCGUCCGUGGCCUGCAGAUGACUCGCCUCACUUGGCGACCAUUCCCUAUGACAGCUUCGGCAGACAGGAGGCAAUGUUCAGUUUGGAUCCAUUCCAUGUCAGCAAAGUUGGCUUGAUCAGAGAUGUGGUUGGGAGCUUGCUGGUGAUCAUGUGCAGGGUCGGUUUUUUUGACACUGCUUCUGAUUCAAGAGACAUCAAUGAGACUGAGAUCAUUUACACGGGCAUAUCUGAAUGCCAAGACAUUUUCCACGAGUCCGUGGACGAACUCAAAAGGAAAGUUUUGCAGAACAUCAUUGGCAUGCAUGAGCUGCUUGAAAGCCACGGCCUUUUCCUUCCGAGGCGAGUUUCAACUCGCACGAUCGGAUUUCGCGUCAUACAGCGCUUUUUCCUGAAAUCCAGAGCUUUGUUUGUCCGUCAUCGCAAGAAGCAUGGACCGGGAUUUCUUUAUGAUAAGAACAUGUGA
Cladocopium goreaui is the source of this 2130-nucleotide messenger RNA. The record is from the annotation of a GenBank genome assembly. Lineage: Eukaryota; Dinophyceae; Suessiales; Symbiodiniaceae.